AUGACAAUCGAACGUUCUGGUCCAAAACUUCAAAAUCGCGAGCUGUUUGGCCGCCAACUCGUUUGUUCACAAAGUGUAUUUGAUGAGCUUUGGGAAAUACUGGAACCACAUCUGCUUCCAAAGCGGAAUACUAGACCGAAGGAUUUCAUUCCUACUAAAGCUAAGUUAGCAAUUGUACUAGAGUACCUGGCUUCUGGAGAUAUACAACGCCAUAUUGCCUCCUGCUAUCGUAUUAGCAAGCAGCACUUUGGUAGAAUCGUGUCCGAUGUGUGCAAGGGAAUAUGCAGCGUAUUGAAAAAUGAAAUUCCAGAUUGGACAGAACAUUCGUUGUUGGAGAUAUCGAAUUGCUUUCGAACACAAUGGAAUUUUCUGAACUGCGUCGGGGCUAUCGAUGGCAAACACAUAGCUAUCAAAGCCCCACCAAAAUCUGGAAGCAUAUUUUAUAAUUACAAAGGAUUCCAUUCUAUUGUGUUGAUGGCCACAUGUGAUGCCAAUUAUAAAUUCACAUACGUGGAUGUUGGUGCUUACGGAAGCGAAGGGGACUCCAAUAUUAUGAAGAAUUCGAGAUUUGGUAUCAGCAUUCUUAAUGACAGCUGCCAAUUUCCGGCCGACGGCUUUAUUGAUGGCAAAAAAAUACCAUACUUCAUUGUAGGAGACGACGCAUUUCCACUGUGUAAACGUAUUAUAAAGCCUUACAACAGCAAAAACCUUUCCAAAGAGGAACAAAUUUUCAAUUACCGUUUAAGUAGAGCAAGACGGUGUAUUGAAAACGCGUUUGUUUCAGCAUGUUGCCUGCUUCAAAACUUCCUCAUCAAUAAAUGUGGACAAACUUACAUAUAA
Messenger RNA from Bactrocera neohumeralis, 840 nucleotides. RefSeq names its product putative nuclease HARBI1. The record is from RefSeq and is a predicted model, not a curated record. The coding region runs from base 1 to 840 and encodes 279 amino acids. The transcript is spliced from 4 exons. Lineage: Eukaryota; Metazoa; Arthropoda; Insecta; Diptera; Tephritidae.